Gloeophyllum trabeum ATCC 11539 is the source of this 509-nucleotide messenger RNA. RefSeq lists its product as uncharacterized. Bases 37 to 276 code for a protein of 79 amino acids. Lineage: Eukaryota; Fungi; Basidiomycota; Agaricomycetes; Gloeophyllales; Gloeophyllaceae. The transcript has a single exon. The record is from RefSeq and is a predicted model, not a curated record.
CCCGGCCUGCGCCCGCUGAAGCGUCGCCGAUCGUCAAUGUCGCGUCAAGCCAGUUCCGACCGAGUUGCAUCGGCAUGCGACUCGUAUUUCCACUUGCCCGCGAAGGGCAGUACUUCGCCGAAUGGUGUCGGUAGCCGAUCAAUAUCGGGUGUGCGGUUGGAUGCAACGCAAGACCCUGCCCUCUUGCCUCCAUCCCCGCUCGAUCUACCCCCCAGCUCUAGUUCCCUCGCGGCAUCUCGUGCCACUACUCAAAUUCAGGUUUCUAGUAGGGGGUGACUGAGGAGUUAGAAGUGCGCAGGCAACCGACUUCGUGCCAAUCCACCCAAUUUUCAUGUUCGCGUCUCUCAUCUCGAUUGGGCAUUCGGUUGUGUUUGCACAUAGUGAUUGACUGUAAUAUCUUCUUGUAAAUUAACUUAUGGGCCGUCGCCAAGAGGAGAGACAUGUACGAUAUGGUAGUGUUUUAUAUUAGUAUAAUGAUCAUGCAUGGUAUAUGGGAGAACUGUGCCAAC